AAGCUUCGUUUGUAUUUGGUUGGUGGUUCGAGCACCGUCCUAACGUAAUGAGAGAUUCGUUUGUGCAAUCACAAUACGUUUGUUACACAAAUCCGGAAAAUUUUGCCUUAUCUCGAAAUACAUUCCCUUAGAUAUAGCAUGUUUUAAUUGUCCCCUCACAUACAGGUGAGUCUGGCUAGUUUCUGUUUUUCCACUGUGUUGGGAUAACAUUCUGGUUAAGUCGCUUAGCUAGCUAUAUUAGCUUAGCUGAAAAGCCUAGCCAUGUUAGGUCUACCAUCCCCACCAUCCUGACACAAAGCAGCAGACAUGGUAGAGCCAACAACACGAAAGUUUGCAUCCCUAGAAGAGGAGCUGGGCUUCUGGAAGGAGCAGGCAGAGAGACAUCAGCAAAGGGCUGAUGAGGCUCAGGAUGAGCUGCAGGAGUUUCAGCAGAUGAGUCGCGACUAUGAAGCAGAACUGGAAACCGAACUGAAGCAGUGUGAGGGUCGAAACAAAGAGCUGCUUUUAGACAACAAUCGACUCCGCAUGGAACUGGAAAGCAUAAAGGAGAAAUUCGAGGCUCAGCAUUCUGAUGCUUUUAGGCACAUCUCUACCCUGGAAGAAGAUCUGGCAGAAACCAAAGCGAUGAGAGAUCACCUGCAGAAAUACAUCAGAGAGCUAGAGCAGUCCAAUGAUGACCUGGAGAGAACCAAAAGGGCUACCAUCAUGUCUCUGGAAGACUUUGAGCAGCGGAUGAACCAUGUCAUCGAGAGGAAUGCCUUUCUUGAAAGCGAGUUGGAUGAGAAAGAGAACCUGCUUGAGUCUGUUCAGAGGCUUAAGGAUGAAGCCAGAGACCUUCGCCAGGAGCUGGCUGUACGUCAGAAGGAAAGACGGCCAUCCAGCAGCCUGGGCAAAGACAUAGAUCGAUCAGAUCUGCCAUGCCCCUCAGCUGGUAACCCAUCCAUCCCUGUCACACCCUCCAAACCUAUCAGUUCAUUUGCCACGCCCCCCGCUUCCAUAAUCCGACGAGGUGAUGGUCUAACGGGGACUCCCCUCACUACGUCUGCUAGAAUAUCUGCGCUCAACAUUGUAGGGGAGCUGCUGAGAAAAGUUGGAAACCUGGAGUCAAAGUUGGCAUCCUGUCGAGACUUUGUGUACGACACGUCUGUCAACAGACCAGCACUUCCGGCUGGCCCUGGUAGUCCUUCUCGUUUAGAGGGAGGCCCUGAGGUCCAAGCUACCAGCAUGACCCCUCCUCCUCAGUACGACAGUUUAGUAAAGCGGUUAGAGUUUGGACCAGCUCCUCCGAGAGGAGUCUCCCAGGGCACCCAGUCUCCACAGGGAGGGGUCAAGAUUCUGCUAUGAGAGAAAAAGAAGACCUGACACCGAACCUCCUGUCCCCUCUCCCCCCCCCUUAAUAAACUGCAGCAAUGGGACUUUGAACUGAGCUUCCCUUGUCGCCACGUGCCCUGCUGAGCUAUUUGAACAAGAAGGCCACUCUCUUUGCUCCAUGUCCCACAUCAUCAGCGCAUGGACUUCUGCAGCCUCAGGCUAGUAGUACACCAUAUCUAUCAUAGGAAGCAGCGCUACAGCUUGUGUAAAAGUCAAGGAACGAAGAACCUACUGCUCACACUAUAUCUGCUGUAUCUUGGACGCUGUGGUGGGUAGCUACUGGAUGUGGACCCUAAUAUAGGGACCAAGUACCUGAGUGUCAGUUAUAAAAAGGUUCGAUAGUACCAAACCAAAGCUUUGAAAAACUGAUCAAACAUAAAAGUAAUGGGUUAGGUGUUUUUUCUCUUUUGAAUCUAAUAUGAAAAACAUGAUAAAACUUUGACAAAAAUUUCAACAUAUGUUUUUGUUCUUUAUUCUUUGAAUAAUGUAGCACUUAACACUGGCAUGAAUUAACCCCCCCCCUAUUUUUGUUUAGAAGAUAUUCAGAUUUUUCCACUGCUACAAAAACUUCAAGUGGAGAAUGAAUUAGUUGCUGGUGUUAGUAUUUUAUUCAUUGUUGCCUUUAUCAAUGUUAUUACCUCUUCAGUUUGCAGGCCUUGCUUUGCUGUAGUAGUUCAAAUAAAUGAAAUGGGUUAUUCCUCAUGCUGCCAGGCUUCUAGAAAUUACAUAAUAUCACUUGUCAUCGGGCUGGUUUAAUCUCACAUGGUCUUCGGGUUGACCCAGGUCCCUUCUAUCACCUCUUUCCUUGUUUUAGCAGAGUAAUCAUUUUCUGGUAUGCAAGGAUUAUGAAUGUGAAGUAUAGGAAUAGGUGUUCUGCCUCAGAGAUGAGAUAUUCAUUUGUCAUGCUACAGAUUUAUGAUCUAGUGUUACCAAUAACUUUUAUACUGAUUUUAGUUGGCUGUAGAAGUUAAAUUGGCACAUGUUCACUACUGAAUGUAUAGUAAUAAUUCCCUAAUAGGUGUGAGACCUCCUGUCUGCCAUCAAGGGUUAUAUGGUAGGCGAAUGGGGGAAAAUACCAAGCAAUAAUAGAUUUUAACAGGUCAAAGAUAAGCACAUUUCAUAGUAUAUGUGUAGGUAUAUAGAGCCUAUAUUGAAUACCCUUUUCCUGCCUUUUAGUAAGAGAUAUUGUGAGUGGGGAAAUAGUGAUUAACAGUUUUAAUGUGACGUAUGCGCUUUUACCUGAAAUGUUUCUGGUUAAUCUUGAGUUAUCACUACUGCCAUCCAGCAGCUCAUUAAGCAAAUAUUACAGUACAUAUCUAAAUAUCAUGUUUAUACAGCAGUUGCCACUGUGUACUGCUAGAUACUACUGUGUAGCGUGUGUGUGUGUGUGUGUAGGAAUUAACUUGUAGUUCAUACAUAUGAGAACAGGAUGUCCUGCUCCUCUUUGCUGUUUAACCUUCCUUGAACUAACACAAGCUAACUUUAAUUGUAAUCCACGACCACUGUGUACUGGGUGUUUGUUUGUAUGUAGCAGCUCUGCAACUGCUUCUCUAUUUGGACUUUAAACUGUAUGUGCCUGAGGUACUCUACCCUACUUUUAUCCUGUUGGUUUUCUAUUGAACUGAGCAGAUGAGAAUAACGUUCUGUUGUGAUGAUCCAGUUUGAUCUUUGAAGUUGCUGACCAAGACAGAAACAUUAAAAGGAGAAAAUCACAA
Siniperca chuatsi (mandarin fish) is the source of this 3086-nucleotide messenger RNA. RefSeq names its product nuclear distribution protein nudE homolog 1-like. Bases 307 to 1344 code for a protein of 345 amino acids. Gene Ontology annotation, biological process: vesicle transport along microtubule; centrosome localization; microtubule nucleation. The transcript has 9 exons. Gene Ontology annotation, cellular component: kinesin complex; centrosome; kinetochore. The record is from RefSeq and is a predicted model, not a curated record. Gene Ontology annotation, molecular function: microtubule binding. NCBI's taxonomy places the organism in Eukaryota, Metazoa, Chordata, Actinopteri, Centrarchiformes, Sinipercidae.